GAGUGUCAGUCAAGACUCCUACGGUUGCCUUGCGUUUCUUAUUACUGUUUGACAUUUUGUCUGCGUUUCGUCAAAAAAGAGAGUAAAACCUUAAAGGGAUGUGGGAGAAGCUUACACAAGUUCACUAGCGGUUUUGUAGCGUUCUUUGCACUUUUUGAGUCGUUCUUGUGUUUUUUUUCUUCAGUCGACCGCACGUCACCUUGCCAAAGAGACACCUGCUAAUGUUUAUCGACAUUUUUUUUCUUGUUGACGAUUUAUUUAAUAACGGAAUUAUUUUGGAACUUAUUUCGGUGAAUUCCGACAGACUUGGGCAGGAUGCCUUGGAAGAGAGUCUCUCUGUUACGGAGUUACAUUAGGAAAUGCACAAAGCUCUGUGACUAAAACUCACCACACUGCGGCACGGCUUCGCGAUAUAACCGCUUUGCGACCGUCUGUCCACUUGCCGAGUCUCAGGAAUGUUGUAAAACCCGUAGUUUUCCGUGGGACUGGGGGACAGAAAGUCGAAGAAGGUGAGAGACACAACGGGUGACGGGUGCGCGAGAACGCGGAGUAUUAUAAUGGCUCUCGCGGUGGUUUCUCUCUACCUCCUCGCGCUCGCCUGGACGAACUUGCGCCCGGUCCAAGGAAACAACCGGCACGCCGUGUACUGGAACAGCUCAAACAUACAUUUGCGGAGAGAAGGCUACAGCGUACAGGUCAGCGUUAACGACUACCUUGAUAUCUACUGUCCACAUUAUAACCAGAGCCAGCGGGGGACGCUGGAGCGUGGCGUGGCCGAGCAGUACGUUCUCUACAUGGUCAGUUAUCGAGGCUACCGCACCUGCGACCCACAGAUGGGCUUCAAACGCUGGGAGUGUAACCGACCACAUGCACCCCACGCGCCUAUUAAAUUCUCAGAGAAAUUCCAACGUUACAGCGCUUUCUCACUAGGCUAUGAAUUCAACGUGGGUCACGAGUACUACUAUAUAUCUUCACCAAUCCAUCACCAUGGACACAGUUGUUUAAGACUGCGGGUGUUUGUCUGCUGUUCUACAGUUUCUAAUGCAGAUGAUGACAUGAACCCAAGUCCUCCUGACUACACUGUCGGUCCCAAACUGCAUGAUAUUGAUGAGUUUAACCCUGAGGUCCCCAAACUGGAGAAGAGUGUAAGCGGCAGCAGUCCGUCUGGAGACCGACUGUUAAUCACUGUGGCGACGCUCCUCCUCGCUGCUCUUCUCGUGUCCUAGCAACCGUCUCCCUCUUUGACAUUUCUGUGCCAGCAGGCCCGAGCACUCCAAAACAAUCGCCUUUCGUUCAACCUGCGCGGGAGAAUAUUCAAUCAGAACAGAUUAACCACAAGUUGAGCCCUAACACGGGACUAAUUGUAGACCUACCGCACCCAAACAGUGGCCUUCGUCUCCACAGUUUUGAUUCAAACUAAACUGGAACGGAGUAAUAAGAACAACAUGCUUCUCAAAGCAUUGAUUUCAGAAUUUGCCUUUGUGAUGGAACGUCCACUCUCCAUCCUCAAAAAUACUGGAGGAAAAUGAGUCCAACAAGACAGUGAGGUCUUCUUACCUCCAGCUACACACAUUCUUGGGUUAAUUAACCCAUCCAGACCAUCCAGCUCUUGUGGGGGAUACUCUGAAACUGAUUUGAAAAUGUAUUUGACAACCAUUGCGAAGUGGUCAGUCCUCAUUGUAUGGAUCUCUGCGGAGGGACUCAAGGAUUGGUGGAAACCUUUGAUCCUGUCUUAAAGUUCUGUUGCACCCUAUACCUUCAUGACUGCAUUGUGUGCCAGUCAUUGAUAGUGCUACAGAUAAACAUAGCACAUUCAUCCCAGAUCAAUAAAACUCAUUUGGCAGUCACUAAGUUCAGGUGUUAGCCUUAUGAAUCGAUCACAGACUGGUGCAGCUGCGAUUUCUGCUAGUUGCUAGGCUGAUGUCGUGUCUGGGAGCUGUAUUGGAAACAAAGUUUCCAUCUAUUGUCCUAGAUCCAUUCCUGAACUUGGAAAAUAGAGGCACAUUACCAGCCAGACCAUUACGUUUGUACGGUAUAUAUUGGAAGGCCAAAAGAGUUUGGUCUUCAUAGCAGUCUCUCAAAAUCUUGAGUGUUAGACUUGCAUUGUAAUAAAAGGGAAUAAAGACAGACUGAAUGAUAGAUAGUCCAUUAUUUUGUUUCUUGUAGUAUGUAUGUUAUCAUGGAAAGGUAGCAUUCAGUGAUUGGCCAGUGGCUAAAGGGACGUGCCACUGAUUAGUAUAGUAGAAAUUUUAGUAAGAGUGGUAGAGUCGUAAACUGCAAUUCACUGUUUUAUAUCGAAGAAUUGCAAUGCAGAAUACAUUUUUUACUGCACAGCACAUAUUUAAUUACUGUACUUUGAGUAUGUAACUUUAUACACUUAAUUUAUUUAGUUAUUUAUUGAUCAUUUGAUCCUUCUUGAAACUUUGAGUUUUCGUCUGCUUUCUUGAGGGAUCUUCCCUCGUCUUUGCAAAUGCCAAAUUAUUUUGUUUGUUUUUUGUUUGUUUCUGUUCAUGUGCCAGCAAAUUGAGUUGCUUCAAUUCAUAGUUACACUAUAGGGAAAAGGACAUCCCUAAUGCAUUCAUACAUUACCAACAGCAGUCUCAGUUAUUAUAGGUACAUCAUCUGCAUAAGGAAAGUCAUUAUUGGACAAUGUGAAGAUGAUGUAGUCUA
This is a messenger RNA of Xyrauchen texanus (razorback sucker), 2670 nucleotides long. RefSeq names its product ephrin-A3-like. The coding region runs from base 558 to 1226 and encodes 222 amino acids. Gene Ontology annotation, biological process: ephrin receptor signaling pathway; axon guidance. Gene Ontology annotation, cellular component: plasma membrane. The record is from RefSeq and is a predicted model, not a curated record. Lineage: Eukaryota; Metazoa; Chordata; Actinopteri; Cypriniformes; Catostomidae. The transcript is spliced from 5 exons. Gene Ontology annotation, molecular function: ephrin receptor binding.